AUGGAAUCGCAACGCCAAGCGCCGCCCGGAUACGCCUACGAGCACCAUCCCGAUAAUCUCAGAUUGCCUUCUGUUCCGACCCAAGACAUUCACAUAAACCACGCCCCCACCGACAUUACCCUUCCCGACCUGAAGUCUGUCCUUGCCGACCUUCCCUCCAAGACGGUCCACCCCAAUGUCUUGCUCAAUGCUGCCGCCGCAAGAGACGUGGACCCGCAACCGAGCAUGCCUCGAACCAGCAUCGAGUCCGACGCAGCUAGCAACAUGAGCAUCGAAGAGGGGACCCAACGCUCAACAAGCGUGUCAAUGGACGACCCAGACGUCCGCCUGGCCGCCGAAGCUCUAUCUGGUCUCGGAAACCCUGCCAGAACAUCAGCAUCCAAGCCUAGCCCUGCGAACGCUUCAGCUUCUUCGAACAAGGACCUCGAACCGCUAUUGGAUCUUCUCGUUGACGCCCACCCAUGGGUCGGAAAUACUGUAAAUGGUAGUUUGUCCGCUUACAACGCGACAAAGAAUUUCUCACCUCGUAUCGUCCGAUACGGUGUCCAUCUCGUAGAGCGUAACGUUGGCUCUCCUGUCGCUAGUACCGUCAGCAACCUCGGUAGACGUACUGGUGUCGAAGGAGGUAUCAGACGGUACCUUGAUAGCCGAAGACCCAGCUCGCCAGCCAUGGAUCCAUCCCAUGGAAGUAAACGUCGACGAGUAGCAUCCGACGACAUGGACGUUGACCGCGUAGACCCGAGCCUGCAAGACUCACAGGAGUUUCUACCAGCGUACCAAGCCAAUAAACCACCUUCGUACAGAGAGGAGGUCAGCCCUCAUGGAUCGGAGAGAAGCCGUGGUGUCGACAGACCACCUAUCAAUCGGAGCUGGUCGACCAAAAUCUUCAUCUCGACCUCUGCACUUGGUGUCGCACUUAGUGAUUCUUCCUUGCGAAGCCUUCAGUACUGCGUCAAGCUUCUCUCUUCAGCUACUGAACAUGUUGAGAGUGUGAUGAAUGCGCUCAAGAUGGUUCUACACGAGUACGACCAAUCACAAGAGACGUCACAACAAGACCGAGCCAGGCAAGAGAAGGAAAGAGAAGUUGGUAUCGUGGUUGAGAUUCAGAGCGUAAAUGAGCGCGACCAAUCAACAGAGAUGCUUGCGAGACGUAUCAAGCAGCUCUGCGACGACAUCUGGCACACUAUUCAGACUGUGGUCAAUUCCGUGUCGACUUACGCUGGCGGUGCUCUUCCUGAGAAUGCCCGCAACAUUGUCAAGGGCCAGUUGAUGUCCAUUCCUCAAAGAUGGCGUUGCGCCACACAGUCGGCAGAGGCAGCCUCUCCCUCUCAGUCGGCUACCAAGGCCGAUGGAGGCGAAGACGGCACAGCAAUUGCAGGUCAAAGCGCAGACGAAAACACCCGCAAAGCAGCCCACCGCAUGAUCGCAUUUGCAACCGAAGGUCUCGAUAUGAUGGCUCAAGUCAACAAUGUCGUUGGCAUCACGCUACAAAGUGCCGAGAACUGGCUGCAGAGCCUUGGUAGAAACAAUCGCGAGGAGGAAAUGAUGGAUGCUGAUGACCCGAAAGAGUCGACGGCUGAGUAG
Messenger RNA from Aureobasidium vineae, 1584 nucleotides. NCBI's taxonomy places the organism in Eukaryota, Fungi, Ascomycota, Dothideomycetes, Dothideales, Saccotheciaceae. The record is from the annotation of a GenBank genome assembly.